Messenger RNA from Nelumbo nucifera (sacred lotus), 1237 nucleotides. The record is from RefSeq and is a predicted model, not a curated record. Lineage: Eukaryota; Viridiplantae; Streptophyta; Magnoliopsida; Proteales; Nelumbonaceae.
GGUUCGAAAGAGUGUUAGAACGCAAGAUGGGUCGAGGGAAACUCAAAUUGGAGUUCAUAAGCAAAGAGUCAAGUCGAAGAACUACCUUCAGAAAGAGAAUGCUCGGGUUGAAGAAGAAGGUAAAAGAAUUCUCGACGCUCUGUGGCGUUGAUGCUUGUCUGAUUGUCCAUGGACUCGAUCAAGGCGACCGCCCGGAGAUAUGCCCGGAGAAUCCCGACGAUGUCCGGAGGAUCAUCAGUCGGUUCAGAGAGCACAGAAGGGAGGAAAUAGGGAAGCGAAACCUGGGUCUCCGUGACAUCUUGGAGGACAGGAAGAAAAAGAUGGAGGAGCAGCUUGCCAGGCUGCGCCGGAAGAACAAUGAAACAGAGUACCCCGCGUGGGACGACCGGUUCAACCAUUUCACAGUGGAGCAACUUAGACAAAUGGGGUGUCGCGUGGGCGCCAUGCUUGAAAAAGUGAAAGCCAAAAUCGAUUGGAUUCAGGAAAAGCAGCAGAGCGUCAAUGGCGAACUAACAGCGUUGAUAGAGUAUCCUCUCCCUCUCCCUCCCCCACCACCCAAUCACAACCCCCCUCUUUUUUUCAGUGACGAACACCUCCAUUGCUUGCCAAGUGUAUGUGGAAAGGGCAUGAUGGAUGCUAUUCCAACAUUCGAGCAACCACUAGCCUAUCUGGGACCAUUUGAUCGGCCUCUGUCCGUAGAAUACCCAUCCACUGCCCUGUCACAUGUAUUCGAACAGAAGGGGAACCCUUUGAUGAAUCAUCAAAACUGUGAUGAUUGGUCCAGUGGGGUCAUUCAGCAUCCACUAUUUUAUGAUCCAACGGUGGUUGGUCCAUGGAAUGAUAUGGUGGUGCCGUCAACCAUGCAGCCACCUGCAUCUUAUUUCCAAUAUGAUCAUUAAUUAUCAUCGCCUUUCAGAAGUUAGAGGAAGCUUCCAAACUUGAAGAUCUUCAUGAGAAGCAGUUUCAGUUUUAAUUUUGAUGAUCUGCAGGUCAGUGAAGAAGGUUAGGUAUGGAUUGGUUUCGUGUAGAGUUGAGUUAUUAGAUGUAAUCGAGUAGAUAACUUGCUAAUAUCAGCGUAGGUUCAGUUAUCUGGUGGCGUUGUUUUAAUGCAGUUUGUAGUGCUAAAUCAAGCUUCUUUUCAAAAGAGAAUUAUGCUUUCUUUAAUGGAGGAGGAACGUAGCUAAUACGCACCACUCACUAUCAUGGUUGAAUCUAGAAAGACAAUGUCUGUAAGUAA